This is a messenger RNA of Monopterus albus (swamp eel), 1062 nucleotides long. It is a transcript of the gene bccip, whose product is annotated as BRCA2 and CDKN1A interacting protein. Gene Ontology annotation, cellular component: nucleus. The transcript is spliced from 7 exons. NCBI's taxonomy places the organism in Eukaryota, Metazoa, Chordata, Actinopteri, Synbranchiformes, Synbranchidae. The record is from RefSeq and is a predicted model, not a curated record. Bases 51 to 962 code for a protein of 303 amino acids.
UGACCUUUACCCCGCCCACUGGGUUGACGUACGUAUUUCAUGUUUGCAGCAUGGCUUCAUCUGCUAAGAGGAAGGCAGUAGGUUUGGGUGAAAAUCCAAAGGAAAGUGAAAACAGCUCCGAUGAGAAUCCGGAGGAGGAUGACUAUUCCGAGGAGGAGGAUAGCGAAGCAUCAGAAGAGGAGAUCAACGAGGAGGUCAUUGUGGAUUUUGAAGCCCAUACCAUUUCAGACAGUGACUUCAAUGGCAUCAAGAAACUCUUACAACAGCUCUUUCUGAAGGCACAUGUAAAUACAUCAGAGAUGACAGACAUCAUCAUUCAACAGAAUCAUAUUGGAAGUGUCAUCAGGCAAGCUGAGGUACCAGAGGACAGUGAUGAUGAUGACCCAGAUGAAGUGUUUGGCUUCAUAACGAUGCUCAGUCUUACAGAGAGAAAGGGUGUACAGUGUGUAGAGCAGGUGAAGGAAUUGAUCAUGGAUCAGUGUGAGAAGAAUUCCUCCCAUAGCAUGAGUGAACAGCUAGAGCAGAUCCUCAAUGACACCACUAAGCCUGUGGGGCUACUGCUGAGUGAGCGCUUCAUCAACGUACCUCCACAGAUUGCCCUUCCACUGCACAAACAGCUCCAAGACGAAAUCGGCGAAGCUCAGAGGACCAAUAAGCCCAGUGGGAAGUGUCACUAUUGUUUGAUGAUCAGCAAGACGUGCAAAGAAGCAACAGUGAGUCAGCCAGCCAGAGGAGGAGCCCCCAAAGAGGAGUACAUGUUCAUCAACGCAGAGGAGGAAUUUUUCUAUGAGAAGGCCAUAUUGAAGUUCCACUACUCAGUCCAGGAAGAGGCAGACUCCUGUUUGAGUGGCAGGUGGUCGUUUCAGGAUGUACCCAUGAAGCCUUUCAGGACAGUGAUGCUGAUACCAGCAGACAGGAUGCCAGCCAUCAUGGACAAACUCAAAGAAUACCUAUCUGUGUGAACCUCACAAUAAACAAAGACAUAUUUACUUAAGCAUAAGCAUAAACUUAAGCAUAAACUUUAUUGCCAAGUAUUUCAAGAAUACAAGGAAUUUGACUCCA